AUGAGGACCCCAACCCCCCUCUUCUACCCUUGCCCCGCUCGACCCAGUGAGCUCCCAAACUACGCGCUAGCACGAGCCGCUCCGCCCCUGACCUCCCCCCUCGUGGCCUUGCCGUGCGCGCGACGGUCCGCACGCCCGUCGCCGUGCUCUACCGCCCGCACCGGCGCCUCGCUCGCGCCCAGCGCCCGUGGCGACCGCGCCCUCCCUGGCACGUGCACGCCGCCCGCUUGCUCUUCCCCACCCCCCGCGCGCCAACUGACGCCGCUGCCCCCUGCCUGCGCCUCCGACGCGCUCGCGCACGCGCCACGCCUUUCGCCCGUCGGCGUCGUCGCCCCGCCCGUGCUGCUCGCCUGCCGCCGCUGCUUGCCGCCGACUCGCCCGCUAGCCCCGCCGCGCCCGCCUGCGGCUGCCUUGCUGCCGCUGCUGUAG
Molecule: messenger RNA, 429 nt
Organism: Aegilops tauschii subsp. strangulata
Lineage: Eukaryota; Viridiplantae; Streptophyta; Magnoliopsida; Poales; Poaceae
Source: RefSeq, a predicted model, not a curated record